Messenger RNA from Nerophis lumbriciformis (worm pipefish), 2923 nucleotides. The record is from RefSeq and is a predicted model, not a curated record. Lineage: Eukaryota; Metazoa; Chordata; Actinopteri; Syngnathiformes; Syngnathidae.
AGAAGAGUCGACCAACGACUGUGUACACGCAAUCACGUCAACGUCAUCAAUUGCGGAAGUCAACAUGGAGUGGACGGUUCAAGGCAGCGGAGUACCGAUGAAUUCAUCUUUAAAAGACGAGUUGUACAUAGAUUUCCUCUCAGAGGGGUUUGAUGUGAAGACAUACACUGCUCAAGCUAUCCACCAUGCUGUCAUUACUGAGCAGCUGGCCAAGCUGGCGCAGGGAAUCAGUCAACUUGAUAAAGAGCUUCAUAGCCAGGUGGUUGCCAGACAUGAGGAUUUAUUGGCACAGGCAACUGGGAUAGAAUCUCUAGAAGGGGUUCUUCAGAUGAUGCAGACAAGGAUCAGUGCACUACAGGCAACUGUUGAAAGGAUAAGGUCUAAAAUUGUGGACCCAUACAACAAGAUUGUGGCCAGGAUAACUCAGCUGGGCAGACUACAGGUUGCCUGUGACCUUUUGCGCAGGAUUAUUCGUAUCUUGCAUUUAAGCAAGAGGCUUCAGGUUCAGCUUCAGGGUGGCAGUCGGGAGAUAACGAAAGCUGCGCAUAGUCUCAACGAACUUGAUUAUCUGUCUCAAGGAGUCAAUUUAAAUGGCAUUGAGGUGAUCGAGAAUGACCUGCUACUGAUCAGUCGAGCAAGACUGGAGGUGGAAAACCAGGCGAAACGAUUAUUAGAGCAGGGUACAGAAAUUCAGAAUCCGACCCAGGUUGGUACAGCCUUGCAAGUCUUCUACAACCUUGGUAAUCUGAGAGAGACUAUCAGCUCUGUUUUGGCGGCCUACCAGACCACCAUACAGGACAGUAUCAUCAGCGCUCUGGACAUUAAGAGCUUGACACAGCCAGCCAACCCCAGAGGUAAAGGUGCCCCAGGAAGAGCAGUGCUCCCAACACCUGGCAGCACAGCAGCUUUCCGUGCUGCUCUUUGGACAAACCUGGAAAAACUAAUGGACCAGAUAUGUGCUGCGUGCAAACAAGUGCAGCAUCUUCAGAAGGUUCUGAUGAAGAAGCGAGACCCUGUCACUCACAGGUGUUUCAUUGAUGAGAUUAUUAAGGAUGGCGAGCCUGAUAUCCUGUACACCUUUUGGACCGAUAUCACCAACAAUCUGAAAGAAGAGUUUUACAAAGCAACUGAAGCAUCAUCUUACCUGAAGCAAGCAUUUGAAGGAGAAUAUCCAAAACUGCUGCGGCUGUACAAUGAACUUUGGCGUCGCCUCCAGCAGUAUAGCGCAAGCCUGCAUGGUGCACUUAUAAACAGCGGCGGAAUAGACACCACUCUGGAGCUAGAAACAGACAGCCUAGACCUCUUCUCUCAAACUAAACAAGACUACAAUCCAGAGAGGGCGCUGAAGGAUUCCCUGCGCCCGUAUGAAGCAGCUUACCUUUCCAAGUCCCUCUCUCGCCUGUUUGAUCCCAUCAACCUGGUGUUCCCAAUGGGCGGACGCAACCCACCCUCACAUGAUGAAUUGGAAAGCAUCAUCAAGACCAUCAGCAGUGAGCUGAAUGUAGCAUCCAUCGAUUCUGACCUUUAUCUUGCUGUUGCCAAGAAUGCUGCCAAGACCGUACAGCUCUUCUGUGUCAAGUCCGAACAGCUGUUGGGUACUCAAGGAGAUGCAAGUCAGGUGAUCGGUCCACUAACUGAAGGCCAGAGGAGGAACAUUGGAGUAGUCAACUCGCUCUACCGUCUGCAGCUUGCUGUUGCCAAGAUCAUUUCUAGUUUGGGGACAAGCCUGACCGCUCCUGCAGAGGCUCUCUCUUCUUCUUUGGAGGAGUGCCAGGCGCUGAUGAGCAGCGCGGUGCAGCCUCUCCUGCAGUCCGUGAGCGACUCAAUAGAGGCCAUUUUAAUCACACUGCACCAGGAGGACUUCUCAGGGGGGCUGUCCAACCCCAGCAAGCCUGAUGUUGUCUGCUCGCUCUACAUGAAGGAGCUGCAGGGUUUUAUCUCCAGAGUGAUGGCCGACUACUUCAGACACUUUGAGUGCACUGAUUUCAUCUAUGAAAGCACAGAAUCCAUUGCUCAGAGAGCGAUCGAGUUAUUCAUACGACAUGCCAGCCUGCUGCGCCCGCUGGGGGAGGGCGGGAAGAUGCAAUUAGCGGCUGACUGUGCACAGAUGGAGUUGGCUGUGGCUCCGUUAUGCAGAAGAGUAUCAGAUUUGGGAAAAGCCUACAGAAUUCUUCGCUCUUUCAGGCCACUGCUGUUUCAGACCAGCAAUCUAAUCAUCAGCAGUUCAGCUGUGGGGGAACUUAUUCCUUACAGCACCGUCCUUCACUUCCUGUUUACCAGGGCCCCGUCUGAGCUCAAGUCACCUUACCAGAGAGCAGAGUGGUCCAUCACUAGAUACUCCCAGUGGAUGGACGCUCAUCCCUCAGAGAAAGAUCGCGUCACACUUAUUAGAGGCACUCUGGAGGCGUACGUGCAGUCGGUCAGAGCUCGGCAGGGGAAGGAGUUUGCACCCAUCUAUCCCAUAAUGCUCCAGCUGCUGCAGAGAGCCACUAACGGUGCUUUGGAAGCCAAAGCCCCAGGAUGUUAACACCUGCAUGAUUUGACCUUUUCAAAAUGAGAGAUAUCAUUUUUGUGAAGGACAACUUUAACAAAUUGUGAGCAAUAUUCACACUAUUCAAUGAUCGGUCCUUUAUGAAUGAAACAUGUUUGUGUAUAUUCGCAAUACAACCAAGGAGCUUACUGCAAAUACCAUAUGUUGCAGUAAAUGGAUACUCUGUAUUAAAUUACUUAACACUUCAUGUAUUUUGAAUUUUUGUGGAAUUACAUAUAUCCUGACAUUUGUGUAUUUUUAUUGGACACAAGCCUGUUUUGUAAAUUCUACAGUACCAUGCAGAGGUGUGAUUAAAUACAGUAAAAGUAUUUUUCAUUACUAGUACUUUAUGUAGGUGUUUUUAUUUAAUUGACAUAUGGUUGGUUCUAAGUU